UUCUGCUGUCAUUUAACAGGUGUGCAUUUUGGUUUCCUCCUUGUUUCCUGCUUUUCAAGUAAUUCCCUACCUGUUACCUUCCCUGGUAGCUUCAGGACACGGCCUGUUACAGCAUGUGAUGGAUAGGGGCCCAGUGGUCAAUUGGCUGCUAUAAGUCAGAAUUAGGUAGGGAGUUUUUAAAUCAAGUAGUGAACACCACGGCGUUGAGUUCAGUUAUUAAACUCCAACAUCCAACAGUGCUGGAAGAGGUGAUGGAAAGAUCUCCCAGUUCAUAUUGGGGAAUUAUCGUUUGUUAUCAUAUUGCAAAAGGAAAUACUGGUGUUGAACUCUUGGUUACAGAAGAAUGUGAAUGCAAAGAAUGCAAAAUUUCUUAAAAUUUAAGUUGGUGUCUUCAGUACACAUUAUAAAACGAGAUUUCUUUGCAGGCAUCAUAUAAGUAUUGUGAAGCAGGGUGGAGAAUAUUUUCAUAUCCUUCACCAAGAAUCACUGGAGCAGAGGAAAGCAUUGAAAGCACAAAAGUCUCAGGUGGCGAGAUGGAGAACUGACUUCCAGCCAUGCACAUACUCUUCUGAGGUAGAGGUGUUAGAUGAAGAAAUGAACAUUUCCUCUCCAAUAGAAGGCAGCCACCCAAAAAAAUCAGGGAAGAAGAAAAAAAAGAUCACCUUAUGGUCUUAUGCUCCCGUUUAUACCAGUGUCCUGAUUCCAAGACCUUCUGAAGCACAAAGUGAAUGUCUUUUCCGCCAGCUGUGUGCCAUACAUUGGCUUCUGGAAGCUCUGACUCUUGAAUCCAGCAGUUCAAUGCAUUCUAUACUAUCCUGCUGGAAUCUAACGGACCCUGGUGGCUUUAAAAAAUCAGUGAAGGAAAUCGAAGAGGAAAAGUUUGCAACAUAUAUGUGGGAACUCUUUGUUAUGAACACAAAGAAAUACAUGCGGAAAGCACGGCGCAUCCCUUUUAGGAGGCAGACAAACAAGGCAGCUGCUCCAGCCAGCUCUCAGCUCAGCAGUCAGUCAUCUCACGGUCAGACCCCUCUCAGCAGUGUAAAUUCUCUUGUGCUUUGCUCUGAAGACAACGUCAACCUGAGCGGAGCUUUGGCCAGUGUUACGAGCGUGUCAAUGCAAACUAAAGAACAACAAUUUUUCCCCUAUUGUUUUUCAUCAGCCCCACAGAAGCAGAUGCAGAGAACACACGUGAAGGCAUCAAAAGAUGUCCACGAACAAGCAGACAUGCUUACGACUGGACUUCAGAGCUGCCAUAUCAGCCAUUUCAUUAAAAGCAAAUCUAAUCUGUGUGCUGAGACAAGGCACCAGUUCAUGGCAAUACGUGAAGAAGCAGCUUGUUGUUUGCAUGAUGCUCUGGAGAGCCUUGAGAGGAGCCAGGAAGAGCGAUGCUGUAAAAAAUACCUGGCUUUGAAACAACUGAAGUACUUUAAAAAGGACAUGGAAAGAAUAAGACAGCUGGACGUGAGAGUUGAAAGAGAACAUGAUGAAAAUGGGCCUAAAUGGUUUCCUGCAUUGCUGGCCAGGCUGCCAGAGCCUGUGAAAAAUGACCAUUAUGUCAAGAAAAUCUUAAAGAAACUGGAGAAAUUCGGCAUGGCUCCUGAUCUGCACAUUGAUCAGGACACCUUCCUUAAGGCUGUGACUGAUCUCCAGCUGUGGGAGCUGUGCUCUCCUGAUGUCGCUGCUGCUGUGGAGUUUGUACGUGAAAGUAUUGUACAGAUGCCAGAAGAGGAUUUCAGUGAGUGGUUCCAGGCAAGAGUAGACCCUCUCCAUGAACAAUCCUCUACCUUUUAAUCAGAUGGACAGCUGAGAUGGUUUUCCAGUUACAAUUGUCAUGCUUCAAGCAGAAAACUCCCUGCUAUUGAGAUUUGCAUCAUGGAAGACUGGGGAAGGAGAAUAAACUUUGGGAAAUCCUACUGACCACCCUUGCACGUCUGAAAUUUGCCCCUGCACAAUUUGGCUGUGGUCAGCCACAGAGAAUAAAAGCUACAUGACUUCUUCCUGUGUGAUGUCUUGGACUCACCAUCAAACUUCAAUCUCUCCUAACCAAUUAGAAUCAUAUAAUCACCAAGGUUGGAAAAGAUCUCCAGGAUCAUCGGUCCAACCACCCACCACCUCCCUGGGCAGCCCAUUCCAGCACCUGGAGAAGUAUUUCCUAAUGUCCAACCUAAAUGCCCCUUGAUGCAACUUAAGGCCAUUCCCUUUAGUCCUGUCUCUAGUUAUAUGGGAUUUACAUUUAGGAUGAAGGCUUGGUUCCUAGUCACAGGGCAGGUGACUUCUUCACACAUUUCUCCAGCAGAGCCUACGUUACAGCAAGCAUCUUCUCAUUGCAGUUACACGUAUUGCCAUAUCUAAGUAGCACUGACUCUGACUGCUCUUCACUUUACCUCCCAUUUACAAAAUAAAAUAAAUAAGUUGGUUGGUUUUAAGUUUUAAUACAGUUCUUUUUUUGCUCUAAUUCUUUUCAGUACUUUGGAUGUUUUGUUUUCGGUUGAGUUAACUUUGUAGUUAUUCUGUGAUUAUGGCUUAACUUCUUGCCUUAUUAAUAUCAAUAUUGAAAAGCCAAGAAUCCUUAGACGCAUUUCUGAGAUUUUCACUUCACUAAUUCACUAAUUAACUUUCCACUAAUUACUUUUGCAUAUAUUCUCCAUUACUCUCCUGUAUGAGACAUUAGAAUGACACCCCUGAACUCAGAGAUGGUCAUAUUCCAAGAGCUUUGUGAAUCUGUUGGAUGAUCUCUUUGAUGGUGGGUCACAAUUACUAGAUGAUGGGAUCAGUGAUCCAAUGGCCUUCUAAGCUGAUGAUCUUAAUAAGCUGCUUAUCUUCCUGUCAGAGCUUCCAGAGAACCCAUUGGGCUGAAAGGCAGUUCCUUCUGCCAUAAUAAGAGAAAACAACACCAGUUCAGGAUGCAGAGUGAAAUCCACAAAUUGCUUGGUCUUACAGCUACUAGGAA
Messenger RNA from Meleagris gallopavo (turkey), 2950 nucleotides. Lineage: Eukaryota; Metazoa; Chordata; Aves; Galliformes; Phasianidae. The record is from RefSeq and is a predicted model, not a curated record.